UGCCGUACCGUCCGGGCGGCGAGUUGCAUCCUGGUUCAGUUAGUGUGUACGGCGUGUGUCGAGUGUUUGCUGAUCACUGUCGCCACCAACAAAAUGAACCGCGAGAGCUUCGCGGCGGGCGAGCGGCUGGUGUCGCCGGCUUAUGUGCGGCAGGGCUGUGAGGCCCGCCGCUCGCAUGAGCACCUCAUAAGGCUGCUUCUGGAGAAGGGCAAGUGUCCAGAGGAUGGUUGGGAUGAAAGUACACUUGAACUUUUUUUACAUGAACUUGCAAUCAUGGAUAGCAACAAUUUCCUGGGCAAUUGUGGUGUGGGAGAAAGGGAAGGGAGAGUGGCAUCUGCCUUAGUUGCUCGGCGUCAUUACAGGUUCAUUCACGGAAUUGGACGAUCGGGUGAUAUUUCUGCUGUGCAACCAAAAGCUGCAGGUUCUAGCCUUUUGAACAAAAUUACCAAUUCUUUGGUCCUGGACAUCUUGAAGUUGGCUGGUGUCCCUACAGUGACCAACUGCUUUGUAGUUCCCAUGGCAACUGGUAUGAGUCUAACCUUGUGUUUCUUAACAUUACGACAUAAAAGACCAAAAGCAAAGUAUAUUAUAUGGCCGAGAAUAGACCAGAAGUCCUGCUUUAAAUCCAUGAUCACUGCAGGUUUUGAGCCUGUGGUGAUAGAGAAUGUUGUAGAAGGUGACGAGCUGCGCACAGACCUGAAAGCAGUGGAGUCUAAAGUCCAGGAACUUGGGCCUGAUUCCAUUCUGUGUGUUCAUUCCACUACAUCCUGUUUCGCUCCAAGGGUGCCUGAUAGAGUAGAAGAACUGGCUGUGAUCUGUGCUAAUUAUGGCAUCCCACAUAUAGUCAACAAUGCAUACGGAGUGCAGUCUUCAAAGUGUAUGCACCUCAUCCAGCAGGGGGCUCGGGUUGGCAGAAUAGAUGCUUUCGUUCAGAGCUUGGACAAAAAUUUUAUGGUUCCAGUAGGUGGCGCUAUAAUUGCUGGCUUUAAUGAUUCCUUCAUUCAGGAAAUCAGCAAGAUGUAUCCAGGAAGAGCUUCAGCUUCACCUUCUUUAGAUGUCCUUAUUACUUUAUUAUCACUUGGAUCAAAUGGCUAUAAGAAGCUCUUAAAAGAAAGAAAGGAAAUGUUUUCAUAUUUGUCCAGCCAACUAGAGAAGCUGUCAGAAUGCUACAAUGAAAGACUGUUGUAUACACCUCACAAUCCCAUAUCUUUAGCUAUGACACUUAAGACACUAAGUGAAUACCAGGACAGAUCUGUCACUCAGCUUGGCUCAAUGCUUUUUACCAGACAGGUUUCUGGAGCCAGGGUUGUGCCUCUUGGGUCUGUGCAAGCCGUGAGUGGCCACACCUUCCGAGGCUUUAUGGCACAUACAAAUAAUUACCCUUGCGCUUACCUCAACGCUGCAGCAGCCGUUGGAAUGAAGACACAGGAUGUGGACUUGUUCGUGAAGAGACUUGACAAGUGUUUAAAGACAGUAAGAAAAGAACAAAAUAAAGAGAGUAAUGCAUCUGCAGUUGAAAAUUACAACAAAACUGAAGAUGUAGAUAUUGAAGAAAUGGCCUUAAAACUAGAUAAUGUGCUUCUUGACACGUCCCAGAAUUCUUCAUGACAUGUGUAAGGUUUCUUUUUGACUAUUUGAAAGAAGUGAUGAGGCUACAGUACAAAGCAGUUUAAAGAUAGGGCUUGAGGUUUCGGAACUGAGAAUGUCUUGGAGGAUUUGGAGGAUAUUUGGUUGAGGUACAGACUGAGGUCUGAGCUAGCCAUCUGAUGACUUGCUAUCUUUUUUAGAUUCUUAGACUGCCUCAAUUAUUAUGUUCCUUAACAGAUAAAACUACCAUUAGGAUUUUUCUAAUUGUUAGAAUAUUUGUCAAUUAAGCAUUAUGAUUCAGAUCAUUCUUACUAGCGUGACAAGUAAAAUUACUUCUAAUUCUU
Messenger RNA from Lontra canadensis (Northern American river otter), 1931 nucleotides. RefSeq names its product Sep (O-phosphoserine) tRNA:Sec (selenocysteine) tRNA synthase (gene SEPSECS). Lineage: Eukaryota; Metazoa; Chordata; Mammalia; Carnivora; Mustelidae. Gene Ontology annotation, biological process: selenocysteine incorporation; conversion of seryl-tRNAsec to selenocys-tRNAsec. Bases 94 to 1608 code for a protein of 504 amino acids. The record is from RefSeq and is a predicted model, not a curated record. Gene Ontology annotation, molecular function: O-phosphoseryl-tRNA(Sec) selenium transferase activity; tRNA binding. The transcript is spliced from 11 exons.